Molecule: messenger RNA, 882 nt
Organism: Thermothelomyces thermophilus ATCC 42464
Lineage: Eukaryota; Fungi; Ascomycota; Sordariomycetes; Sordariales; Chaetomiaceae
Exons: 2
Coding region: 1-882 (293 amino acids)
Source: RefSeq, a predicted model, not a curated record
AUGGCGUACGACCGAUACAACCCAUACGGGUCAUCUCCGUACGAUGCCACCGAUGGUUAUGGUGCCACCGAUGAUUAUGGUGCCACCGAUGGUUAUGGUGCCCCCUUUAGGACCGAGGACCGAGAAUACGGCCAGGAACAUCGUGGGAGACAUUGGGAUUCAUAUCAUCAAUCUUCCCGGCCUCGCGACAGCCACCGCAACCGUGACCGUGACCACAGGAACCGUGACCACAGGGACCGUGACCACAGGGACCGUGACCACAGGGACCGUGACCACAGGGACCGUGACCACAGGCGCCGUGAGCGAAGCCGGCCCCCUGAAACAGGCCGCACGCGCCCAGCACCUCGGCAGGAGCGUGAUCCUCUCUACGGUGAUCCUUUCACGAGAGAUGGGGGACGCGAUCGUGCCGGCGGCGCUGCCCGAGCGGGCGUGCCCAUGGACGACGAGUCCUACCGCAGCCUCCGUACCCGCGUGAGAUCGAGGAUGCAAAACGGCUCGGGCUUUUCCCCCGGGCGGUUCGAGAAGCUGUUUGCCGAGGUCAUGAACGACAUGGGAUAUGCGUCCUUGAAUGACGGCCCGACCACGCCUCGUAGAGCAGGAGGAGGCGGGGAAGCAAGGACGGAUUAUGACAGCUACAUCCCUCCUGGAUCUGGGUAUGCGCCCGGCGCUCGCAGUGCUGGGGUUUACCCCGACGGCAGGCGGCAGCGGCCGACCGCGCCGAGGCAGCAGUUCCAGUAUGAGUAUGUGGGAACGACGGGCCCGGAUGGCGAGAUCAUUGAUGGCACCGUGUCGGUCCACGUCGUCGACGAAAUGCGCUCCGGGGCGCCGCCUGAAGCGUCGAAGCCAGUUUUGAGGUGGCCAUCUGGCAUGGCGCGCGAUUAG